Cladophialophora bantiana CBS 173.52 is the source of this 4098-nucleotide messenger RNA. RefSeq lists its product as uncharacterized. Gene Ontology annotation, biological process: protein dephosphorylation. The transcript has 7 exons. NCBI's taxonomy places the organism in Eukaryota, Fungi, Ascomycota, Eurotiomycetes, Chaetothyriales, Herpotrichiellaceae. Gene Ontology annotation, cellular component: membrane. The record is from RefSeq and is a predicted model, not a curated record. Gene Ontology annotation, molecular function: calcium ion binding; protein serine/threonine phosphatase activity. The coding region runs from base 1 to 4098 and encodes 1365 amino acids.
AUGUAUCUCACGGCAAUCAGCAGGCCUUUGUUGGCAUGCUCGCUUGCUGUAGCGCUGGAUCUCGUCGCAGCCAUACCGGAGCUCGCUUUUCCGCUCAAUUCUCAAAUCCUGCCAGUUGCGUACGUGGCGGAGCCCUACAGUUUUGCAUUUUCCGCCAACACUUUUACCUCGAGCGCUCCGCAGAUCUCCUACACAAUCACACAAGGUCCAACGUGGCUUGACCUUGAGAGUGCUUCUCGCCAGUUCUCGGGAGUCCCUAGCCGAAGCGACCUGGGCACCACGACUUUGCAACUGGUCGCAUCAGAUUCGACAGGACAGUCGUCAGCGAGCGUCACAUUUAUUGUGCUUGAAUCUCCCACCUUGAAGCUUAAAGCACCUCUUUUGCCUCAACUAGAGAAAAGCGGCGUCGUCUCUCCGCCUAACUCAUUGCUUGCCCAUCCGCAGCAGCCAUUUCAUCUUGCCUUCGAAAAAGAUAGCUUUAACGGCGCUACAUUUGGUACAAGAUACUAUGCAGUCUCGGCGGACAGCAGCCCCCUGCCCCCGUGGGUGCAGUUUGACGAAUCCCAACUCGCGUUCUCGGGCACAACCCCUGCGUUGGUGUCCCCUCUGGCUGGACCCGAGGCGUACGGCCUAAGACUCGUUGCUUCAAACGUACCUGGAUUUGCGGAAUUGAGCAUUGACUUUGAAAUUAUCAUUAGCCGUGGGCUCCUGGCAUUUUCAACUGCUUUUCAACAUAUCCGCAUUUCCACUGGUGUACGAUUUGAAUCUGUGCCGCUGCGUCCCUUGAUCACACUUGAUGGGAAACCUGUCAGGGACGAUCAAAUUGUCAGUAUAGACGCGAAUGUUCCGGCGUGGGUCGAUUUGGACAGAAAACAAAUGUCCCUGAGCGGUGCCCCUGAUGUUUCUGUCAGCGCUACUAUCACCAUCACCGUCACCGUCACAGAUAUCUAUGAUAAUGUUGCCAAUGCGACCAUCUUUCUCGAAAGUACUGGAGCUUCAAGUGUAUCUCUCGGAACCAUAGGCAUCGUGAACAUUACAGCCGGCGAAUACUUCUCAUACACUUUGAUCGUACCCACCUUCUCUCCUUCGAUUCAAGACAUGCCUGAUUUAGGCAACGCAUCUGUCUGGCUUGACUUUGACGCUCAGACCUGGACUCUGUCGGGAUUAGUGCCCGCAGAUCUAUCUCCCCAGACACUAUAUAUUACCCUCACAUUUGCAAACACAACAUUUAAUGCUACGGGAGAUGUGAUUUUGCAUGUACUUCAGAAAGCCUUCGUUACUGCAACAACACCAACGCAUACCACGGAGACAUCAAUUGUUCCGGGAGCUAGCGACACAAACAAAGGGUCUGAAUCAGCAAUGAGGUCUUUGAAUGGGGACGCAGCGAACAGACGUGUGCUGCACAUCGUGCUCGCCGUUGUCUUUUCUGUUGUUGGAGCCUUGCUUGCGGCCCUUGUGGUUCUGUGUUGGCUCAGGAGACGUAAGAAAAACGAGACUGGUGAGACUUCUUUCGAAGGAGGCUCUGAUCUUGUCAAUGGUUACUCACAUGAGCAACCGAAUCAACUGCCACCAGCUAUGGAAACGUCUAACCACCUCGCCAAUGCCCAGGGUCCCGCCGCUCCUAGACCGCUGAGAAUGGUUCAUGCAUGGUCAAACGAUUCCUUGCAGAACUCAAGGCAGAGAUUAUCGGGCACAAGGCGUCUAGAUCCCCUUUCGCAGCAUCGCACUUCACAAGUGUUCACCCCGGAUCGAGUGCCGGUCGUUCACCCUGAAGCUGCUGAGGAACUUGACAAGACGGUGGAUUCAGCAUUUGAAGCUUCGCCUGUCAACACGAGGCUGUCGUCCCCUAGACAUGCAACCAUACCGAGCAGAUUCUCGGCAACAGAUCUUGAGAUUCAGGAGAGGAAUUUGCCAAAGAGUCCCCGCCUAAAUGCGAUGCCGUGCGUGGUCGGCUUGCCGGACAGGAGGAGCGGUGCUGGGCAUGGGGCCGGUAUCCUUAUCCCUCCUGAUAUUGAUCAGACGUCUUGGCGGAAUACUUGGACAUCUAACUCAUUGAGUGACUGCAGGAGGACUACAUUGGUGUUGGACUCAUUCCCUGCACCUCCCGUGGACGGAUCGACCACGGGAGGAACUGGGUCUAAGAGUAAGAAAUCGGUUCCCGUACUCCGAAUUGUUCCAGAAGAUACCAGUCAACCUCUAUCCUUUGAGGAGCUGCGUCAGAAAUGGCAUACGGAACGUGCACGGGCUAAAUUAGAAGGGUCUGCAAGGUUUUCAAAUGCAGGCUCGGCGCGGAUGAUGGCCUCACCGCGAACUAUGUGGUGUUCUAGAAACGCUGCAGCGCGUACGGACCGAGAUCCGCCAACAUCACCAUCAAGGGCGAAAGAAUCCAAAAUCGUGGGCAUCCAAGCAUCUCGCGAGCAUUCAUGGUCAAGAUGGUCUGGCGUUGGGCCGGGCGCUCUGGAAUCCGCAAGAUUAGGCAGUGUUUUACGCUCUUACACGGGGCAUUCGCCCACGUUGAAGACAAAGACUAGCAUCGCGAGCAGCGGACAGUUUGAAUCAGUCGCUUCCUCAGACAGCCACUUGGAGGACGAGAAUACGCCCGUCGAAGAGACAGCAGCAGGGCCCAGACAGUGGCAGGCUGACAACAACUCGCAAUCUUUACCACCGAUACCAGUCAACAUCCUUUCACAUUCACAAGAAAAUGUAAGGAACAACGAUUUCGAUGCCGAUGCGAGGCAUCGAGCGUGGCUGGCAGACGGCCGCAAACACAUAAGCGGUGAAACAUCUGAUAGCGGCGCCGAUGACUGUAUUUACUAUGGCCUCUCGGCAAUGCAAGGAUGGCGUAUAAGUAUGGAAGAUGCACAUGCCGCCGUCCUCGACCUACAGCCCGACGAAAGCGGCAAAUCCAGACAGCCAUCGGCACCAGAUAAACGGUUAUCGUAUUUUGGUGUCUACGACGGGCAUGGUGGGGAAAAAGUCGCGCAGUUCGCAGGAGAGAAUAUCCACAAGAUUGUCGCAAAACAAGACUCGUUCGCCAAAGGAGAUAUUGAACAAGCCUUGAAGGAUGGCUUCCUCGCCACCGAUCGAGCAAUCCUAAAUGAUGCCCGUUACGAAGAUGAGGUGUCCGGAUGUACCGCGUCCGUUGGCAUCAUAUCAAAAGACAAGAUAUGGGUGGCCAAUGCUGGAGAUUCUCGCACGGUCCUCGGCGUCAAAGGGAGGGCGAAGCCGCUGUCCUUCGACCACAAACCCCAGAACGAAGGCGAGAAAGCCCGUAUAAGUGCAGCCGGAGGCUUUGUGGACUUUGGUCGAGUCAACGGCAAUCUCGCUUUGUCACGUGCCAUUGGCGACUUUGAGUUCAAGAAAAGCGCCGAUCUUUCUCCCGAGCAACAGAUUGUCACAGCCUUCCCGGACGUGAUUACACACGAAAUCUCGUCUGACGACGAGUUUCUAGUGAUUGCUUGCGAUGGUAUAUGGGACUGCCAAUCUUCGCAAGCGGUGAUCGAGUUUGUGCGGAGAGGUAUUGCUGCCAAGCAAGAGUUACAUCGCAUUUGUGAGAACAUGAUGGACAAUUGCCUCGCGUCCAACAGUGAGACCGGAGGCGUUGGCUGUGACAACAUGACGAUGAUUGUCAUCGGUCUGUUGAACGGCAAAAGCAAAGAAGAGUGGUAUGAGAUGAUUUCUAAACGAGUGGCAGACGGCGAUGGACCAUCUGAAUUCCGCGGACCGGGCGUCCGACAUCAGUUUGAUCACGACAGCCCAGACGAGUACGAGCUUGAUUUGGACCAUCGACAGAGAGCGUUUGGAGGCCGGAGUGGCAGGAUCAUUUUGCUCGGGGAUGGGACAGAGGUCCUGACAGAUUCGGACGACACGGAUAUGUUCGAUCAAAGCGAUGAAGACAAAGAUGCGGCGAACCAGGUCAAGAAGGGCACUCCAGACACAUCAGACAUCGAGUCUGCGCGGAGUGAACGAGAAGGUACCCCGGCUCCACAAUCGGCUGGCGAUGAAUCGAAAGCGUCAAGUCACCAUGAUGCCUCGCAGAGCAAAGACACCGAGAUCAGAGGAACAGCAGAUGAUACGACACAGAAGACGGCUGCCUGA